AGCACGCUCCGAAAAUAUGGCGCCCUAAAUAAUAGUGCCCUACUUACAGUCGCGUCACACGCGUCGCACUUAAUCCUAAAAAAUUGCGCGACUAUAAGGUUCGUGCGCGAGUGAUAACACCAAAUUCUCUGCGUGCUGCAUGACCGUUAUAAAAGCGCGAUCCGGCAUUACACACAAUGAAUUGUUAAAACGAGAGGUCGUAUUCCUUAACACUUAACAUCGAAGAACAAUCACAUGUGACGUCCGAUGUUAUAUAACGCUAAGCUCCUCAGGAAUUUUUCAAACACGAACCAAAUCGUAAUUUGACCAGUAACCUAAGGCGCCAUUUCACGCGCGUACUGAAAAAGCCUCCAAGAUGGCGCAAGAGACGAUGAAGCUGAAGCCUGUUGGAGCAAACAAAAAUUAUUCGGAUGAUUCUAGGAAUGUGGAAAGAGGAGAAGGCAGCCCGCAAGAUGACGAUUACGAUCCGCAUCUGCACAGGAAUGUCGAGCAUCCAACAAGCAAUACGGAGACGCUCAUCCAUUUACUUAAGGGUAGUUUGGGCACCGGUAUCUUGGCGAUGCCGGAAGCUUUCAAGAACUCCGGCCUGACGAAUGGAUUCAUUUGUACAAUUCUCAUCGGUAUACUGUGUACAUACUGCCUUCAUAUUUUAGUAAAAGCUCAAUAUAUUAUGUGUAAGCGACUGAAAGUUCCAAUUUUAACAUAUCCAGAGUCAAUGAAGGUAGCUUUAGAAUCGGGACCACAGUGUCUUCGCAAAUUUGCAAAUAUGUCACCAAUUUUAGUAGACUUCUUGGUAAUUUACCAACUUGGUAUUUGCUGCGUUUACGUGGUAUUCGUCGCAGUAAACAUCAAAGCGGUGGCUGAUCAAUAUACAGAGACAGCGAUUUCAGUCAAAUUAUACAUCCUCAUGCUUCUAGUACCUUUCAUUCUCAUCAACUCAAUAAGAAAUCUCAAGUUAUUGGCACCCUUCUCGACGUUAGCCAAUGUGCUUACUUUCGCAUCUUUCGGCAUUGUCCUUUACUACAUUUUCCAAGACCUGCCGAGUAUCGAUGAGCGGCCUCAUUUUGGAACAGCAUAUACGUUCCCAUUGUUUUUCGGAACAACUUUGUUUGCCUUGGAAGCCGUUGGUGUUGUUAUUGCGUUAGAAAAUAACAUGAAGACACCUAAAUCUUUCGGCGGCACAUGCGGCGUUUUGAACGUUGCGAUGGUUGUUAUUGUAUUUUUGUAUGUUGGCAUGGGUUUCCUUGGAUACUGGCGCUAUGGUGAACAGAGCGAGGCCAGUAUCACGCUGAAUUUCCCCCCACAAGAUGCCUUGGCGAAAACAGUCAACAUUCUUUACUCCAUUGCUAUAUUCAUCUCAUACGGCUUACAAGGCUACGUACCAGUGAAGAUUUUAUGGGACACGUACAUUUUCAAACGUCUCGAAAACAGUAACCAUCUUCUCGUCUGGGAAUACGUUCUACGCAUUGGCGCUGUCAUCGUUACUUUUGUGCUUGCCGUAACAAUUCCACUUCUUGGCUUGUUUAUUUCAUUGUUUGGUGCGUUCUGUCUCUCCGCAUUGGGAAUUGCGUUCCCGGCGAUUAUGGAAAUUUGCGUUAUGUAUCCGGAUAAAUUGGGUCCUUGCAAAUAUAUUCUCAUCAAGGAUAUUCUUUUGAUAUUAUUUGGCAUUAUUGGCUUAUGCGCUGGCAGUUACAGCUGCUUAUCGGAAAUCAUUAAUGCACUUUCUAGUGGCAGUUAAGAAUAUUAAACUGAAGCAAAUUUACAGGGUUGCACUCCACUUCGCGCCUGAUACAGUAGAAUACAAACAUAUAUAUCUAAGUAUAGUGCUAUUAUUGAUAAGAUCAAGUAAUCAUUCAUUACGUUAUCAUGUUAAGAAUUUGAAGAAGAUGAUUAUAACUUUGAAGAUGAUCUAAAACUCAAAUCAUCACGUAUAAUUGAUAUUGUUCAUGAUGAAGUUGACAGAUUGAGAUAAAAUAUAUGAAAAUGCUCUUUGGACCA
Messenger RNA from Dalotia coriaria, 1998 nucleotides. RefSeq names its product proton-coupled amino acid transporter-like protein CG1139. Gene Ontology annotation, molecular function: L-amino acid transmembrane transporter activity. NCBI's taxonomy places the organism in Eukaryota, Metazoa, Arthropoda, Insecta, Coleoptera, Staphylinidae. The record is from RefSeq and is a predicted model, not a curated record. Gene Ontology annotation, biological process: amino acid transmembrane transport.